AUGCCUUAUAGGCGAUUGACGUCAGGCAGUUUGUUGUCAUUGGCGGCUCGCAAGAUGGCGUCCAUCAUGGAAGGGCCGCUGAGUAAAUGGACUAACGUAAUGAAGGGCUGGCAGUACCGUUGGUUCGUGCUGGACUACAAUGCAGGGCUGCUCUCCUAUUACACAUCCAAGGACAAAAUGAUGAGAGGCUCUCGCAGAGGAUGUGUUAGACUCAGAGGAGCUGUGAUUGGUAUAGACGAUGAGGACGACAGCACCUUCACAAUCACUGUUGAUCAGAAAACCUUCCAUUUCCAGGCUCGUGAUGCUGAUGAACGAGAGAAGUGGAUCCAUGCCUUAGAAGAAACUAUUCUUCGACAUACUCUUCAGCUUCAAGGUUUGGAUUCAGGAUUUGUUCCUAGUGUCCAAGACUUUGAUAAGAAACUUACAGAGGCUGAUGCUUACCUACAAAUCUUGAUAGAACAGUUAAAGCUUUUUGAUGACAAACUUCAAAACUGCAAAGAUGAUGAACAGAGAAAGAAAAUUGAAACUCUCAAAGAGACAACAAAUAGCAUGGUAGAAUCAAUUAAACACUGCAUUGUGUUGCUGCAGAUCGCUAAAGACCAGUGUAAUGCGGAGAAGCACGCAGAUGGAAUUAUAAGUACUAUUAAUCCUGUAGAUGCAAUAUAUCAACCUAGUCCCUUGGAACCUGUGAUCAGCACAAUGCCUUCCCAGACUGUCUUACCUCCAGAACCUGCUCAGUUGUGUAAGUCAGAGCAGCGUCCAUCUACUCUACCAGUUGGACCUGUAUUAGCUACUACCUUGGGACAUCAUCAGACUCCAACACCAAAUAGUACAGGCAGUGGGCAUUCACCACCUAGUAGCAGUCUAACUUCUCCAAGCCACGUCAACUUGUCUCCAAACACAGUCCCAGAGUUCUCUUAUUCUAGCAGUGAAGAUGAAUUCUAUGAUGCGGAUGAAUUCCAUCAGAGUGGCUCAUCCCCAAAGCACUUAAUAGAUUCCUCUGGAUCUGCCUCAGUCUUGACACACAGCAGCUCAGGAAAUAGUCUAAAGCGCCCAGAUACCACGGAAUCACUUAAUUCUUCCAUGUCCAAUGGAACAAGUGAUGCUGACCUUUUCGAUUCACAUGAUGAGAGAGAUGAUGAAGGGGAGGCAGGGUCGGUGGAAGAGCACAAGAGUGUUAUCAUGCAUCUGUUGUCACAGGUUAGGCUUGGAAUGGAUCUCACUAAGGUAGUUCUUCCAACAUUUAUUCUUGAAAGAAGAUCUCUUUUAGAAAUGUAUGCAGACUUUUUUGCACAUCCGGACCUGUUUGUGAGUAUUAGUGACCAGAAGGAUGCCAGAGACCGAAUGGUUCAGGUUGUAAAAUGGUACCUCUCAGCCUUUCACGCAGGAAGGAAAGGAUCGGUUGCCAAAAAGCCAUACAACCCCAUUCUGGGUGAGAUCUUUCAGUGUCACUGGACAUUACCAAAUGAUACUGAAGAGAAUGUGGAGCUAGUUUCAGAAGGACCAGUUCCCUGGGUUUCCAAGAAUAGCGUAACAUUCGUGGCUGAGCAGGUUUCCCAUCAUCCACCCAUUUCAGCCUUUUAUGCUGAGUGUUUUAACAAGAAGAUACAAUUCAAUGCUCAUAUCUGGACCAAAUCAAAAUUCCUUGGGAUGUCAAUUGGGGUGCACAACAUAGGACAGGGCUGUGUCUCGUGUCUAGACCAUGAUGAACAUUACAUUCUCACAUUCCCCAAUGGUUAUGGAAGGUCUAUCCUCACAGUGCCCUGGGUGGAACUAGGCGGAGAAUGCAAUAUUAAUUGUUCCAAGACUGGCUAUAGUGCCAAUAUCGUCUUCCACACUAAACCUUUCUAUGGGGGCAAGAAGCACAGAGUUACUGCUGAGAUUUUUUCUCCAAAUGACAAGAAGUCUUUCUGCUCAAUUGAAGGGGAAUGGAAUGGUGUAAUGUAUGCAAAAUACUCAACAGGGGAAAAUGUAGUUUUUAUAGAUACCAAGAAGUUGCCUAUAAUCAAGAAGAAAGUGAGGAAGUUGGAAGAUCAGAAUGAGUACGAAUCCCGCUGCCUUUGGAAGGAUGUCACUUUCAACUUAAAAAUCAGAGACAUUGAUGCAGCAACUGAAGCCAAGCAUAGACUUGAAGAAAGACAAAGAGCAGAAGCCCGAGAAAGGAAGGAAAAGGAAAUUCAGUGGGAGACAAGGUUAUUUCAUGAAGAUGGAGAAUGCUGGGUUUAUGAUGAACCGUUACUGAAACGUCUCGGUGCUGCCAAGCAUUAGGUUGGGAAAUGCAAGGUUUGCUCCUGGUGAUCCGGGCAGGAGGCACAAUGAAGUAACAGUCUUCCUUUGGGAGAACCUAUUCACUCCCUUCUUAUUGCAGUGGUUCCUAUCUCAGGGAUACUGGACUUUCUGAUGCAGAUGAACAAUUAAAGCGAGAAAAGCU
Molecule: messenger RNA, 2431 nt
Organism: Eubalaena glacialis (North Atlantic right whale)
Lineage: Eukaryota; Metazoa; Chordata; Mammalia; Artiodactyla; Balaenidae
Gene: OSBPL9
Product: oxysterol binding protein like 9
Exons: 24
Coding region: 1-2268 (755 amino acids)
Cellular component (GO): intracellular membrane-bounded organelle; membrane; cytosol
Molecular function (GO): sterol binding
Source: RefSeq, a predicted model, not a curated record